This is a messenger RNA of Erythranthe guttata (spotted monkey flower), 877 nucleotides long. It is a transcript of the gene PNSB4, whose product is annotated as NDH dependent flow 6. The record is from RefSeq and is a predicted model, not a curated record. NCBI's taxonomy places the organism in Eukaryota, Viridiplantae, Streptophyta, Magnoliopsida, Lamiales, Phrymaceae. Gene Ontology annotation, cellular component: NAD(P)H dehydrogenase complex (plastoquinone); chloroplast thylakoid membrane. Gene Ontology annotation, biological process: photosynthetic electron transport in photosystem I.
GUUGUCUUAUCCAUUUCCCUCUUACAACCAAACAAAAAAUAAAAUAAAUAAAAUAAAAAAUAAUUGCAAGAAUCAUGUUAAUUAAAAUAACAGCAUUUGAACAUUCAUCUUUCCAACAAUGGCUGAAACUAUAACCACCUUCACACUUCUCAAGCCUUGCAGUAUCAAAUAUAAUUCUCCACGAGCAACAAAAGCCGAAUUCGGUUCUUUUUCAAGAUCACUGAGGCAAAAUUCAUGCUCAAGAUUUAACAAUGGCAGGCAUCAGAUUGAAGAUCGGAAAAAUCGAAGGGCGUCGGGAGUAAGAGUCGAGGCGCUACCGGAUUUGCAGUUGAUGGCAGUUAUGAUUGAACACUUGGAUGGACAAAGAGAUAUCAUAACCCACAAGUCAAUUUGGCACCUUAGUGAUCAAGCUAUGAAGAAUGUUUACACAUUUUACGUAAUGUUCACCUGUUGGGGAUGCUGUUUCUUUGGCUCCACAAAGGAUCCAUUCUAUGAUUCAGAAACAUACAGAAAAGAUGGAGGAGAUGGCACUGGGCAUUGGAUAUAUGAGAAGCAAGAAGACAUAGAGGAAUCAGCAAGAGCAGAGCUGUGGAGAGAGGAGCUGAUUGAAGAGAUUGAACAAAAGGUUGGGAGCCUAAGAGAGUUGGAAGAAGCUGCAGGCAAGAAGGAAGAUCAGUUUGUUAGCUGAUUUUUUAUUAUUUUCUUUUUAUUUUUAAUUUCAUCUUUUUUUACUAUAUAACUUUGUUUAUAAAAUAUAAUAUUGUUACACGUUCAAAUUUGUAAAAUCCAUCUCGAUCGAUUGGAAAUUAUUUCAAUGACAAUAACAAGCAGGGGCGGAUCCGGGAUAUUUUAAUUUGUAAGGGGGCGAUUUUUGUGA